Molecule: messenger RNA, 168 nt
Organism: Diversispora eburnea
Lineage: Eukaryota; Fungi; Glomeromycota; Glomeromycetes; Diversisporales; Diversisporaceae
Source: the annotation of a GenBank genome assembly
AUGUCCAAAAUGAUUCAAUCCAGUGCUAAAAUUAAUACUUACUCUGAUGAUCUCCAAAAAGCAAUCAAUACUCAAAUUAAUAACGAAAUUACUGCCAGUCAUGAGUAUUUCCAGUUAGGUUUCUCCUGCGCUCAAGAUGAAAAUGCUCUUCAUGGAUUUGAAGAGUGA